AUGACAAAACAUGUUUAUCAGAAGAAGAAGAAGAAACUCUUAAAGUUGGUAAUUUGUGAUGAUUCCAGGGAAGAGGAUGUUGUACCUGAGUCUCUAAUCCAUGAUGCUGAAUCAUCACCUGUGCAGAAUUCUCUAGUUAAGUCAAAUGCUGAGACCACUGUAAAUAUUGAUGAUUUUGCGGAAACAUCUGUUGAGGACACAACCAUUCAUCGGGGUGAUUCAAUGAAGGUUUCUACUCCUGUGAAGACAAUUUUCACAUCACCCGAGGUUUCGAAUACCGAAUCAUUUCAUGAGGAGGUUCAAACCUCAGGCAUCACUGUAAACGUAUCUGAUAUGGGUGCAAAUGUCAAUAUGGGUGACAGAGUCUCUAAUAACAAAGAUUUUCAAGAUCAAAAAGAAGAACAUAAUAAUGAUGAUGAUGAGUUUGAUGGUACUUUUGCUGACAUCGAGUUAGAUCCCGAUGAGGAGAACAUUUCAGAUAACAUGUUGCUUACAGGGAAACAAUUUAAAAUCCUCAAUAGAAAGGUUAAUUCUCUUCUGAAACUUCAAGCUGAUGGAGGGGGUGAGAAUUAUGUGUCAAGUCUUGAAGUUGAUAUCUUGUUAAAGCGUCAGGAGAACAGACUUCUCGAUGCCAUUACAGAUGCAGAUCGACAAAAUGAAAAACGGAUGAAGGCACAAUCUAUGUCUUUUACUUCUAAUUUGAAAUAUUUAAAGGCGAUUGUGAAGGAAGGGCACAUUUUGUUUAUUCAAGAUGUGAAGAAAGUUCGAGAAGAUGUAAAUCUGAAAAUUCAGGAAUUGAGGGAAGAUAUUGGAAAAGAAGUUUCAGCUUUACAACAUGAUUAUUCUUCUCUUCAUCAGAAGUUUGAUAUCAUUGCAGAUGUUGUCACCAAAUUUGUCAAGUUAUAUGAGUCUUUGGUUCCGAAGGUUGCCAAAACGGCUGAUACAGAUGUUCAAAGCUUUGCGAAUAUUAAUUAG
This is a messenger RNA of Lactuca saligna, 975 nucleotides long. Lineage: Eukaryota; Viridiplantae; Streptophyta; Magnoliopsida; Asterales; Asteraceae. The record is from the annotation of a GenBank genome assembly.